AUGAUUCGGUCCCGGGCCAAGGCCCGCUUCGAGGAGAUGGUCGCCUCGAUCGAGGAGCGCACCCUCGGCCCAAGGAAGAACCAGGCCCAGCGCCGGCUGGCUGAUCGGCCGACCGCGGCCGCCGGCCGCAAGAAGACCUCGCACGAGGAGAUCUCCGAGGAGGAGUUCAUGCGGAUCCGCUCGCGGCUGGAGAAGAACCAGCGUGCCAAUCAGCGCAAGCGCCAGGCCGGACUCGGGGACGAGUAG
Messenger RNA from Fonticula alba, 246 nucleotides. RefSeq lists its product as hypothetical. The record is from RefSeq and is a predicted model, not a curated record. NCBI's taxonomy places the organism in Eukaryota, Rotosphaerida, Fonticulaceae. Bases 1 to 246 code for a protein of 81 amino acids. The transcript has a single exon.